Symbiodinium natans is the source of this 1257-nucleotide messenger RNA. The record is from the annotation of a GenBank genome assembly. Lineage: Eukaryota; Dinophyceae; Suessiales; Symbiodiniaceae.
AUGAGCGAAGACGAGAUUCGGAAGGAAGAGGCGCUGGCGCUGCAAAGUCUGGCCCUGAGCACGGUUGAUAGUCAUAAUCCAGGAGCUGUCGGGCGCUUUGCCCGAGUGGUGGAGCCGCCAGCGCGGGCUCUCGAUGCGGCGCUUUGGCAAGCCCCCAAAGCCACGCCAGCCGGCGCCCUCCUUCCUUGGCGUUUCGUUCAGCAAGUCGAGAAGCUCCAGAUUGGCGGCUUCCUGGGGUCCACGGUCGGCCUCUUCGUGUCUCCUUACCUGCCCUGGAGAUGCGGAGGCGGUGAGAUGUGCUUCUUCGACGUGGUUUCCAUCAACCAGGCCGAUCCGGACUUGAUGCAGAAGGGAAUCUAUGGUCUUGGCGGGUUCCUGGCUGCCUCAUCGGAGCUGCGGAUCCUAUGGAGCCCGCCUUAUCUUUCGAGGCUUUGGUGCGUCUUCGAACUGGCGGCCUUCCGCCAAGCGAACCCCACUGGAAGGAUCCACCUAAAGCCGCUCUUCCUGGAGACGGGCUUGCUUUACGUGAUCCUCGCAGUCUACUUCUUCGUCGUUUUCGAGGAUGUCAAGGUGCGACUGCUGGGAGAGAGGUCCUACGACAUGAGCUGGCUGCCCCUGGGCAUGACCUGCUGCUCCCUGCUCCCCUUCCUCGUUCUUCUCCACGGCCUUCGCAGAAUUUGCCACGAGAAGCGCCAGCUGAUUGCCGGCCUCCGGACUUUUGACCUAGACAAAGUGGACUGCAAGGUCCCAACAGACGAGGAGUUCAUCUACGAAGGCAUCCGCGAGUGGUACCGCAGCCCGGAAGCAUUCGUGGACUACGUCAGAGGCCCACUCGCAGAUGAGCUCACAGAGCCCUUCUUCUUCCUGACGCUGCCCAUCGCGUAUUGGCUGAUGGCGAUGACGCCCAUCAUCUCAGCCGAGAUGGAUGUCUGGCUGCACCUGUUUCGGCAGGGGCAGACUGCUCAGGAGGCCGUUGCCUCAUUGCUGGUCUUGGUGGUCGCGGCACCUCUCUUCUGUAUGAACAUCAUGCACUUGAUACUGUUCUCGUGCGAGCACCUCACCGACGCCCCGACCGGAGUGCUUGAGUACUGCAAGACCUUGCUGAUUUGGGUCUUGAUGGUCCUGGUGGUGUUCUUCUUCGUGCUGCUUGCCGGGCCUUUCGUCCAAGAAGCUCAAAUUCCUGGCGGGGUCAUCGCCAGCGCCACGAACGCAGUCAUCUUCUACAUCGCUUGGCGCUGCAAAGGUCCGAGUGACUAG